UAUGAUAAUGACGGAUACGGAACGAACCCAGGAUAUAAUUCAAUCGCCGGUAAAUGAAUCUUCUUCCAAGGAUAAUAACGAUCAAGUAUCAUCCGAUGAGGACGAUUUGAAAUUAUCCUUCGUGAGAAAACGUACCAAGGCAUCCUACAUAAAGGAUUCAGAUUCUGAGUCAGAAGAAAUUAAAGAACAACACGAAAUAGAGACUUUAAAACUAGAGACAACUUGUAACGAUAAAUUUAGCGACGAUAAUUCAGAUGAAGAAAUUUCUAAAGUAAAAAAAUCUACCUAUUUUUCUGAUGAGGAAACUUCUCCAACUAAUAGUAAAAAAUGCUCAAAGAUUUAUGACAAUGGAAUGACCUCUAGUAGUGAUAAUGAAGAAGACGGAGGCGAUAGUAACGAAGAUGAAAACGAACAUGCAAUCAGUGAGAGCCUAAGGAGGCGAUUAGCUCAGGGCGCAUCGAAAAAAUCUAAGAGCGGAAAUCGUCAGAGAAAGCUUAAAUCGGAUGUAAAUAAGAAAUCGAAGGAGACGAAUUUACAGAGUGAAACGCAAAGAUUAAUUAGAGAAUCCGAUAUUAAUAUCCCUUAUCACAAACCAUCUACUACUAAAUUACAAGAAUUCCUACAAAGAUCUCAACAGAAACGAUCAUCCCUCCUCAAAAAGGAUUUGGACGCAAAUUUUAAUUCUACUCAGGGGAAUAGUCCAACUUUAAAGAAGUUUGCAGACGAUAAUUGCCAUAAUAAUUGCGACAAAUUAAACAAGGAGGAAAGGAUUUUUACAGUUAAAGAAAAUAUUGAUAUACAUAGGAAAUUAUUCGAAUGCGAUGAAGAUGGGGAUGUUAGUUUGCCUUAUAUGGAUCCAGUUUUACCUGAUAUUGACGGAGAUGAAAGUCUGAAUAGGGCUAAAACGCCAGUAUCUUCUACUCUCACUCAGAAUACGACCAAAUUAACCCCGAAACUCUCUUCGAUAAACUUAUCCUGUAAACCUUCUUUAUCCAUCGGCUCAGGAUCCAUUAUUGAUUUAGAUGAGGAAGAAGAGAAUACUGGAUUAGUUGACCUUCAAACACGUGCUGCUAAGCACGUUCAGCCAUCGCAAACUAACAAGAAAGAUGUUUACCAUCUAAAUACAAUAGAGAAGAAAGAGGUUAAUGGCCGGAUAGAAUUAACGGCGGAAAAAGUUCCAUUGAGGUUGAACGUCUCUGACGAAGAUAAAACCAAUUCUAGGAUACAAUAUGCGAAAAUUCAGGAAAAGUUAAAGGAAGAGAUGAAAAAGAAACGUUCUGCCCUUAGAAAACAGAAGCAUCAAGUAUACGCCCUUGAUAAUGAAGAUGUAACGCAAGAUGACGUGGAGGAGGACGAAUUAGAAUUAACAGAUCAAAGCGACACUGAUAUCGAGGAAUUUGAGGAGGAUGAGGAAAUAGAUGAGGAUGAACUUGAAGAUGAGGAAUCAUCGGUCAAGAACCAAUUAAUUGAUGACGAAGUGGAAGAGGAUAAUGACUUGAUGCUUGUCGAGACUGAUGAUGAAUCUAGUCAAAGUCCAAAAGUUAAAAAGAAAAACGUACGCGAACCCUUAGGACUGUUUGAUGACGCAGUGUCUACUCCUUCUACAGUUGGAUCCAAUGACGACGUCGUAACGAAAUGUAAAGUUAGCGAGAGACCAUUUUCUCAAUUAUCAUCUAAGGAGAUUGCAGACGGCCUUGACUCGAGCUUUGACGCAACGCUAAUCCCAGCCGCACAGACGAUAAGCCAUUCGACACCAAAAUUAGGUAGCAGGAGUCGUUCGAAAUUGAGUGUUUGCGGCGAUUCUCAGGAUACUCUCAUAACUGACCUACCAACUCAAAGACGAACUGAUUCAACGCCAAAAUUGAGACACGAUGAUUCUCGAAGUGAACAUUCUUUUCUGCUAGAUGAAGACGGUUUGCUGAAGGAUAAGCCAAGGAAGAAGGGCGUAACUGUAUCGGAUUUACCGAUCGAUAAGUUUGAUAAAAAUGAUGGAGAAGAAUUAUUGGGUUUAUGUUCCGGAACGUUUGGUAAUUCAUUGAUACAGCAGAAAGAAACUGACGAAGUUCUCGAAAUUUGCUCUGGAAUGUUUCCCGUCAAUUCAGAUGUCAAGAAAGAUGAUGAAAAAGAAGAUGAAAAAGAAGAAAUGGAAAAAGUAAACUGCGAUAGCGAUGAAUCGGAUAUAGAAACGCGAGCGUUUAUCUUGGAUAGCGAUGAUGAGGAUGAUCGGAAAAGGUUUCCGGGAAAACAAUUACAAGCUGAUGAUGACGACGAAGAGCAAGACGGAGAUAAUGAUGAAUUCAGUGAUAAUGAAGAGGAGCUCGUCAAUCAAUAUCACGGGUUGAUCUCUUCUAAGCGGGAGAAGGUCGAACAAUUCUUUGAGAAAGAAGCGGAAUUAUCUGGUUCAGACUUUGGUUCGGAUGAGGAGGAAGAUCCCGAAGAGGAUGAUGAGUUAAUUGAAGAAGAAGGUGAUAAGGAUCUUCAAGAUGUCGACGAGGAAGAGCUACGAAAUCAAGUAGGAAGAGCUCACUUAAAAAACAUGCUAGACGAAGACGAUAGGAACAUCAAACUUUACCAAGAGUUGUUGCUACCCGAUGGAGACCUGCACUCCGAUUCAAAACGAAAAAGGAAAUUUCGUUGGAAGGGAUUAGAAGAUUGGGCAGGAAAAGAGGAUGACGUUGGAGACGAAGAAGGUGACGAAAACGAUGCAACAAAUAAUGAUCUAAUCAAUCCACCAGAAGAUUUAAAAAUGUUAAAAGAGCGAUUAGAAAGAGAAAAAAUAAUUGAAGAUCUUAAAGAAAAAGAAGGGGAAGAGGAACAAGAAAGUCAAUUUUUGAAAUUGGGUAUGGAAGCUGUCAAACGGGAUAAGAAAUCAAAAAUUUUACCAUCGCCGUCACUAAGUACAUUUGGAUCAUUGCUCUCUAGGCGUCGCCAAGAUUUAGCGAAAAUAGGAGAAAAUUCUAAAGCUCCUUCUGAGAAAAAUAGUGCAAGAAAAUCGAAUAGAUUUAUUUUUACAGCCACUUCACCAUCUUCUACGAAGACUAAGCGAGGUGAUUUACCAACACCCCCAGCGAAAAAAGCGAAAAACCAUAUGACUACCACUAAUCCAAGUUUACAUAAAUCGCCUAGUAUAUUUGAUCAUUUAUGA
Dimorphilus gyrociliatus is the source of this 3145-nucleotide messenger RNA. NCBI's taxonomy places the organism in Eukaryota, Metazoa, Annelida, Polychaeta, Dinophilidae. The record is from the annotation of a GenBank genome assembly.